UGGUAUAACCACGACGCCAUAUUUUCCGGCGUUUCAUUGCCAAGCACUCAUUUAUCAAACGUUACUUACUAAUUUUUGAAAAUACAUCACAAAAAUGUCGUACAAAGGACCACAAAAGGUUCAAAAGGUGAUGGUACAACCCAUCAACCUUAUAUUUCGAUACCUCCAAAAUCGUUCACGCGUGCAAGUGUGGUUAUUCGAGAACAUCAAUCUACGAAUCGAGGGUCAUAUCGUUGGAUUCGACGAAUAUAUGAAUUUAGUACUAGACGAUGCAGAGGAGUAUCAUAUGAAGACAAAAAACAGAAAACCACUUGGACGAAUUAUGUUGAAAGGCGAUAAUAUAACAUUAAUACAAAAUACAAAUCCAGGAGCAAAUUAAAAUGUUAAAACAUAACCUCGGAGGAUGUUUCAAGAUAAACAAAAAGGCGUAUUGUUUCAUACUUUGUGCGAUUAUACGUGCUGAAAGUGAU
Messenger RNA from Frieseomelitta varia, 470 nucleotides. RefSeq names its product probable small nuclear ribonucleoprotein E (gene SmE). The record is from RefSeq and is a predicted model, not a curated record. The transcript has a single exon. Lineage: Eukaryota; Metazoa; Arthropoda; Insecta; Hymenoptera; Apidae. Gene Ontology annotation, molecular function: RNA binding. The coding region runs from base 95 to 379 and encodes 94 amino acids. Gene Ontology annotation, biological process: mRNA splicing, via spliceosome; spliceosomal snRNP assembly. Gene Ontology annotation, cellular component: U4 snRNP; U2 snRNP; U4/U6 x U5 tri-snRNP complex.